Molecule: messenger RNA, 2664 nt
Organism: Closterium sp. Yama58-4
Lineage: Eukaryota; Viridiplantae; Streptophyta; Zygnematophyceae; Desmidiales; Closteriaceae
Source: the annotation of a GenBank genome assembly
AUGUUUCCGCAGACUUCCAUCUCCUCCUUCCCCUCCUUCCACUCCAGGGUAGCGGCUUGCAGCAAUCAAACGCUGACGUGUGAGCCGUUGCGAGCGAGGCCGUACUGGAAUGACAAUAUCAAUGUGGAGUGCUACCGUGCUGCUGAUGACGCCCUGCCGCUCUCCCUCGACAAUGACGCGGCACCGCUAGUCGGAGUUGCCAAGCUGCGCGUGCCAGUGCUCUUUCAGGACACAGGUGCCAGUGGCAGUGGGAUCCCCUCCUCCUCCUCCUCCAUCUUCUCCUCCUCCUCCCUCUCUCGUGUCGCCAACGUCAGCAUCAGCGGGAGUGCGAGUGCGAGUGCGAGUGCGAGUGCGAGUGCAAGGGCGUUGGUAGCGAGUGGCAGUGGGCGCACGGACAGUGCCAGCAGCAGUGUGCUCAACUCUGCAUGCGAUGAUUUUAUCGAUGGGGCUCUCAGCAUGAGGGAGGCGCAGGUGAAGCAUCGGGACGAGUUCCUAUCGGAGCUGGGUCAGGCCCUCACAGACAGCAAGAAGCAGGCCGCAGCUCUACUACACGAGGUGGAGGAGCUAAAGUGGCAGCUGGGGCAGGAGCAACACCAGAACAAGCACCUCAAGUCACGUGUGGCGGACUAUGAGGCGUUGGGGAGGGGAGAUGGGACAGUAUGUGGGGAUGACCGUAUAGAGGUGCUGCGCUCACACCUUGCAGAGGCAGAAUGGAACGCGGAGCAGGCAGCUACAGAUGUGUGGGAGAAAGAUAAGGAGAUCAAGGACCUCAAGGCCAAGCUGGCGUCUAUGGAGCUGGAACUGCAGGCCAUGACAGAGCGGGAGGAGGCGGUGGUGGCGCUGCAGGAGCGCACGGAGGAGAAGCGGGCGGGGCUAGAGGAGGAGCUAGCGCAGGUGCAGGAGGAGAUGCAGCGCGUCACACGGCGCAAGGCUGACAUGGAAGCAGACAUGCGCAGACGCCUGACAGAGGCGGAAUCAGCGUUGGCAGCAGCGCAGGUGCGCGAGAAGGGGUUGGAGGAGCGGCGCAGGGCAGCGGUGGCGGAGGAGAGGAGGCUCAAGGCGCGCAUGCUGGAGCUCAAAACAGAGGUGGCGCGCGCUGGCACUCACAGCACCACGUCCUUCAAGGCUGUUGCUCAGGUGGCAGCUCUGCGGUUCCAGAAGGAGCGGCUGCUGCGGGAGAAGGAGAACCUCGAGAAGAAGCUCAAGGAGGCAACAGGGGAGGGUGCAGGGGCUGCGGUGGCAGUGGCAGCAGUCGCAGCGGAGGCAAGCAAUGAGACUAUUCAGAAGCUGGAGCAGGAGCUGGUACACACGCAGGAGAUGCUGGAAGCAGAGAGAAGCGCAGCAGCAGAGGCAGUGGCACAACGAGAGGCGAUGAGGGGAGAGGUGGAGGAGCUGAGACGGGAAGUGGAGGCACUGAGUGUCCGCAGCAAGGAGGAGGCAGACGGGCAGCAAGCAGAGGAGCAGGAUCCCAUCGCGAGUGCAUCGGAGGAGGAGUUGAGGGAGCAGCUGCAGAGUGCAUUGGAGCAGUGGGAGAAGACCAAGAACUUCUCCCGCCUCCUUCAGGGGCAGGUGUUUGAGCAGAAGAAGCGGAUCAGAGAGCUCGAGGAGGAACUCAGGCGGACAGAGGCCGGCCCACUCAAGGAGCGCCUGGGGAAGGUGGAGGAGGAGGCGCGAGCACUUGGGCAGUAUGUGGAGCAGCUGGAGCGGGAGAAGGCCCAGGGCGGGGCGGACCCAGCAGAGGUGGAGGCACAGAGGGCGAACCUGCAGGCCAUGCGGGAGGAGGUGGGGCAGCGGCGCAUGGAACAUGAACACCUCAUGCAGGAGCUGAACGUGAUGCACCGCAACCAUCAGGAGCAACUCACCGAGGCGUGUUUUGAGACGUCUCAAAACUCGCCCUACGAGAUGUCUCAAUCAAGAACUCUCUACAACUCUCUCCCAUACGUGCCUCACUCCUUUCCCUUUGAGCAGAACGUUAUGCACCGCAACCAUCAGGAGCAACUCGCCGAAGCUCACCGCCAGCGCGAUGCAGCGACGGGGGAGCUGAGGGCGCUGCAGCGGCAGCUGGAGGAGGAGGAGGAGGCGCGGGCGGAGGCGGAGAGGAGGCGCGUGGAGAGUGAGAGGCGGCGCGCGGCGGUGGAGCAGGAGAGGAACGAGACGGAGAUGGAGGCCUGCGCUCUCAAGCAGAAGCUGUCGCGCCUGCAGCGCCAGCUGUCGGAGCUGAACUAUGCGCGCAGCAAGAGCGGGGAGCAGGAGGAGCGGGCGGUGAAGGAGCAGGCAGCGAAGGUGGCACAGCUGCAGGAGGAGGUGGUGCGGCUGAGCAAGAUGGGGCAGGAGGCGGAGCGACUCAGAGCUGAAGUCAUGGCCAGGGACGCCAAGCUGAAGGCAGAGGAAGCAAAGAUAACUCAGUUUGCAUCCAAGCUGAGGGAGGUCACAGAAGUAAACGAGACCAUGGAGAGGAAGUUAAGGGAGCAGAGUGCAAUGGAAGCAGCCGUUUACGAGGUGACAGCAGCAGACACAAGGAAGCCAGGGCACGUGGUGAGGCUGAGGAAGAAGACGGCCUACAGCUGUGCUGUGUGCAAGCUUGCAGGCAGGGGGCUGUGCUGGCGCUGCACUCACUCCACGUGUGGGGACUAUGUGCACCCGCAAUGCCUCACCAAGGGGUGA